This is a messenger RNA of Oldenlandia corymbosa var. corymbosa, 2692 nucleotides long. Lineage: Eukaryota; Viridiplantae; Streptophyta; Magnoliopsida; Gentianales; Rubiaceae. The record is from the annotation of a GenBank genome assembly.
CUCACCCGCCAAAACCAGCUAUAUUUACAGAAUUACCAUCAUCUUCUUUGACCAUCGCCCUAGAUUUGCUCCGGCCUUUUCAUGUCCGAACAAAGACAGCUCAUCUCUCCUUCUUCAUUACCAUUUCCAUUUUUUUCCCACAGGAAGCUAAAAGAAUCCAGGGAGCCAAAGACCCAGUUGAAAAAAAAUCAACUGACAAUGAAACAUCAACGCUAAUCUAAGCAACCAAUUCAAUUCAUACUUUAAUCCAAAGAUAUCUCUCUGUUGUGUUGUUGAUUGUACUAACCAACCCAUUACCAAACCCAACUCCUGUUGGCUAGCUUUCCUUCAAUCACACUCACCUCCCCCCAUCUAAUCUUUCUAACAUUUACACCCCACUCGUUGUUUUCAGCUCAGACCCAUUUCAUUUUUUUCUCUCUCUCUUAGUGCUUGAGGGAGAGGGAAAGGAGAAGAUCCAUCCGCCAAGCGGGGGACUAGAAGAGGAAGAAAAAAGGGGGGUAAUGAAGUUAACGGCGUUACAGCAACAGGGUCGCCGGAAUAAUAGUUUUAGAGGAGCUUCGCCGUUAGAUUCGUCUGUAGAUAACGCCAUGAAGUCGCCGGCCGGGAUUUUCUGGCUGCUUCUUCAUGGGUUGUGCUGUUUGAUUAGUCUCGUUCUUGGGUUCAGAUUUUCUCGUUUAGUUUUCUUCCUUCUGUUUUCCAAUAGUUCGACUACCAUGACUAAUACUAAUCUCUACUCCACGGCGGCUUCGUUCCGUAAUCCUAGUGAAACCCUAGGUGUUCAUUCAAAUUUAGGGGAUGUUUCUAGAAGUUCUAGUUCAGUUCAGGCGGUUAAUGUGACAACUCCGGGGGCGGGUAGCAGUAGGGUGGUGGUUGGGAGGCAUGGGAUAUUGAUCAGGCCGUGGCCGCAUCCGAAUCCGGCGGAGAUGAUGAGGGCCCACAGGUUGAUUGAAAGAGUGCAGAGGGAGCAGAGGAUGCAAUAUGGAGUGAAGAAUCCCAGAGCUGUGAUUGCGAUCACUCCCACCUAUGUUCGGACUUUCCAGACGCUUCAUCUCACCGGCGUGAUGCACUCGUUGAUGAAUUUGCCUUAUGAUCUUGUGUGGAUCGUUGUGGAAGCGGGGGGGACCACCAAUGAGACCGCUUCGCUGCUUGCUAAGUCUGGCCUCAAUACUAUCCAUGUUGGAUUCGGACAAAAGAUGCCAAUUCUAUGGGAGGAUCGCCAUAAGUUGGAGGCAAAGAUGCGGCUUCAUGCUUUGAGAGUGGUGAGGGAGAAGAAAUUAGAUGGGAUUGUGAUGUUUGCUGAUGAUAGUAAUAUGCAUAGUAUGGAACUUUUUGAUGAGAUUCAAAAUGUGAAGUGGCUUGGGGCUGUUUCAAUUGGAAUUCUUGCUCACUCGGGUGGUGACGAAGAGGAAAUGCCGGUUGUCCAGAAGGAAGACGAAAAGAGUGCUGGAUUGCCAAUUCAGGGUCCAGUUUGCAAUUCGUCGGAUCAAUGGGUGGGUUGGCAGACUUUCAAUUCGGGCCCUUACAUUCAGAGGAGUGCGAGAUAUGUUGGUGAGAGGGCAAUUGUGCUGCCUAGGAAAUUGGAGUGGGCUGGAUUUGUGUUAAACUCGAGAUUAGUCUGGGAUGAUGUUGAAGAUAAGCCAGAAUGGGUUAGAGACCUGGAUAUGGUAGCCGCCAAUGAAAAAGAUGUCGAGAGUCCUUUAUCUUUUGUGAAGGAUCCUUCUGUUGUAGAACCUCUUGGGAGUUGCGGGCGUAAGGUCAUGCUCUGGUGGCUCAGAGUUGAAGCCAGGGCAGAUAGCAAAUUUCCUUCUGGAUGGGUAAUUGACCCUCCCCUAGAUGUUACUGUCCCAGCUAAGCGCACCCCGUGGCCAGAUGUUCCUCCAGAACUUCCACUCUCGGCUGGUGAAAAGUUAGUCAGUGUGCGAGAGAGCACUGACAAGCCUGCAACAAAAACCCGCUCGCCCCGUAAAAAAAGAAGCAAAAGAAAGCAUCCUGCUAGAAACAUUGAUGAUCGCAUGUCCACAACAAGGCAGGCUGGGGAGAACUAGGAUUGUUUAUGGAUACAGUCGAGCCUUCAAUGUCUCAGAUUUAAAACGAGUGUGAAGUAACUGGUGCAAAAGAGGCCUUGAUUGAGCAUGAAAAGAAGUUAAAGAUACAGCGUGAAUAUUCCGGUUGAGUAAAUACAAGAAGGCGUCCAGAGAACGGCUCUGUUUAUACAAAACACCAUUUCCCUUUUAUAUUUCAUAUAUUUUGAGAUUCUUUUGUUAUUUUUACCCAUAUCUGUUCCAAUGUGGGCUUGUUUUGUCAUAUCCUGGGUGAUUAUAGGUUCGGUGAAUCUUGUGAAGGCCAAUGGCAGCCAUGUCUACCUGCAGGCUUGGCAAGAAGCUUGCAGGUAAUCUCCCAUUCCCAAGAUUCUUAUAAUAUGAGAUAAUAGUAUUCGUUUUCCAAGAUUCUGAUACCACGUAAGAGUUAUUUUAGAAGAAUAUAGAGAUCUUUAUAUGUAGGAUAUUUUUGUGUAUCAACUUGUUGGUCUUUAUUGCUUGUAAUGGUUUCCGGCCGGCCGCAAGAGGUGCGAAUGAAAUCGAAGCAACAGGACCUUUUUUUUUUUGAAAACAACAGGACUUAGUUGGGAAUUUUAAAUACGAAAUCAAAAUCUGAAGCUCUAUUCUUCUCACUUGCAUGUGAUCUUUGCUCA